AUGUCGUGGCUCUUUGGCUCUUCCAGCGGCGCAGCUGAAAAGACCCCCGCCCCCGCUGAGCCUACUCCUGCAGAGAAGCCCAAGCCUUGCUGCGUAUGCAAAACCGAAAAGACUGUCCGAGACGAUUGCAUGCUCUUCUCCAAAUCCGAUGAUCCGACGCAGGAAUGCAAAUCGCUGAUCGAGCAGUAUAAGUCCUGCAUGGCCGGGUACGGAUUCAAGGUCUAG
Messenger RNA from Aspergillus ochraceoroseus IBT 24754, 225 nucleotides. Its product is annotated as copper metallochaperone COX17. The record is from RefSeq and is a predicted model, not a curated record. Gene Ontology annotation, biological process: mitochondrial respiratory chain complex IV assembly. Gene Ontology annotation, molecular function: copper chaperone activity; copper ion binding. Bases 1 to 225 code for a protein of 74 amino acids. The transcript has 3 exons. NCBI's taxonomy places the organism in Eukaryota, Fungi, Ascomycota, Eurotiomycetes, Eurotiales, Aspergillaceae. Gene Ontology annotation, cellular component: mitochondrial intermembrane space.